UUCGGCGCUCCGGCUUCAAGCUCAUCGAAUGCGUUCUCUUUUAAUGCCGCAAAGACUACCACGGCUACGGGUUUCGGUUUUGGAAUGCAACCGACAACUGCUGCAUCUGCGUUUUCAUUCGGAGGUCUCUCAGCUCCAUCUACAACAAAUAUUUUUAAAGGGACCUCUACCUCUAAGUCGCAGCCUUUCAGUUUUUCCUCUUCGAAAACCCCCUCUCUGUUUGGGAAUCCUCCUGCAACCUCCAUAGCAGCUCCAAAACCCGGGUCCUUAUUCUCCUUUCAGCCUACUCAACAAAAUCAGCCCAUCCUUGGACAGCAGACAACCAGUGCCUUUGGUAAUUUUGUGGCAUCCUCUGUGAACUUUCCACUUUUCAAAUACCACUUUAUAUUUGCGGCAGUUCCACAUAACGUUGCCUCCAUCAUUGCGUACGGCCUCCAAAAUAACAGCAUAUUGCAACAACAGCAGCAACAGUUACAACAGCAACAGAAUUCUGUCAACGCCUUCUACGCAUCACUGUCACAGCCCCUCCUGUUUGGUGACGAACGGGACAACAUCAUAACAAGAUUAAACCAGCUUCAAGCAAUGCUCGGCACAGGAACUGGCUAUAGCGCGCUUGGUGCGGUAGCCUAUACGAUGGAAAAUCCGUUUUCUCGGUUUCGGGGCAUCGCUUACAACGUUUUACCUGCGAGCACUGAAGCCGACGGUCUUGUGUGUCUUGAAGUCAACUUGCCCACAGCAACUGUGCUAAGUCAGAAGCAAGGUCUUCAGGACCAUCUGUUUCGGUUACUCGGCGGUCGUCCUAAUUUUCAGCUAAUAAUUGAGGAAAUUCGUCCAUCAGCACGCUCUGAAACAAACACUGAGGUCGUCAUAAAGGUUGUGGAACGACAAGCUUCAGGGUCACUCCACACGAUCCCAGCGAGCGACUUAGCCAACUAUCUCUGCAGCCCCACUGUAAAACAGGAACUUCAGUCUCAGUUGUGCGUCAUUCUAUUAACUCCUGAACUGGCUCCUUCUACUUCCCAGUUAAACGUCUACCUGGAGACCCCUCCAGCCGGUCUAGAUCGACUCGUCUGGCAGCAGGCCCGCGCCGACAAUCCAGCCCCAGAUCGUCUUAUUCCUGUCCCAGUUGUGGGUUUUGCUGAUCUGAAGCGACGCCGGGCCGACCAGCUGCUCUUCGCAGACCAACAGAGGAAGUCUGUUAAGGUUUGCCCUCGAAUUUUGACGUUGACUACAAUAGCUACUACGUUUAUUUAA
This is a messenger RNA of Dibothriocephalus latus, 1254 nucleotides long. NCBI's taxonomy places the organism in Eukaryota, Metazoa, Platyhelminthes, Cestoda, Diphyllobothriidea, Diphyllobothriidae. The record is from the annotation of a GenBank genome assembly.